Penicillium pulvis is the source of this 990-nucleotide messenger RNA. RefSeq lists its product as uncharacterized. The record is from RefSeq and is a predicted model, not a curated record. Gene Ontology annotation, biological process: secondary metabolic process. Lineage: Eukaryota; Fungi; Ascomycota; Eurotiomycetes; Eurotiales; Aspergillaceae. The transcript has 2 exons. The coding region runs from base 1 to 990 and encodes 329 amino acids.
AUGGUUAAUCUCCGAACCGUACUUCAAUCCAAUAAUCGCCUCUCGGACGCGGAAGGACCCCAGGUUGCUCUAUUCGUAGGCGCAACAUCCGGUAUUGGUCUGGGAAUCCUCAAGGAGUUUGCACAGCACGCUGUGAGCCCUCGAGUUUAUAUCGUUGCCCGUAACGCUGAGACCGCAGCUCCUCUUGUUGAAGAACUACGCCUUAUAAACCCCGGUGCUACAUUCGAAAUCAUCGAGAGGAAUGUCUCGCUCAUCAAAGACGCCGAGAAGGUAACGGAGUUCAUCAAAUCCAAGGAGUCCUCAUUAGACUUGCUUUGCAUGUCUGUAGGCUUUUUCUCGCUUGAUGGAAGACAAGAUACAACUGAGGGCCUUGAAGCCAGUUUGACAACUCGUUAUUACUCCCGUAUUCGGAUGGCCCAGCUUCUAGUCCCUCUACUCAACCAGUCCAAAAGCCCACAUGUGCUGUCUAUCCUGGCAGGUGGACAAGAAGGAUCCCUACAUGAAGACGACUUGGGUUUGGAUAAUCCUAAGAACUUUUCUGUUGGCUCUGGUAACUCUCAUGCUACUACCAUGAUGACAUUCGCACUGGAACACCUCGCUGCCGAGAAUCCUCGCAUCAGCUUCGUUCACGCUUUUCCUGGCAUCGUGGCUACCCCGCUGUUCAAUCGUAUUGCCGGUGGUAUCUUGGGCAUGGUGAUCCGUUACGUGGUAGCUCCAGUGCUCAAGCUCUUUCUCAGGAGCGUAACUGAAGCGGGCCAAAGGGGAUUGUUCAUUAUCACCAGUGCACGUUAUAGUGUGGACGAUGGCAUAGUCCCGCUGGCUGGAGACUUACAGAAAGCUCAACGGACCGAAGGUGGUAUUUUUACCAUUGAUCAACAUGGAGAGGCUGGCGACAAUGCGAAGGUUCUUGAGGAUUUCAGGAAGCGAGGUGUGGAUAAGAAAAUUUGGGAUCAUACUAUGAAUGUUUUUGCUAUUGUUUCGUCGCGCUAA